This is a messenger RNA of Octodon degus (degu), 1604 nucleotides long. RefSeq names its product claudin 1 (gene Cldn1). Gene Ontology annotation, biological process: bicellular tight junction assembly; cell adhesion. Lineage: Eukaryota; Metazoa; Chordata; Mammalia; Rodentia; Octodontidae. Gene Ontology annotation, molecular function: structural molecule activity. The record is from RefSeq and is a predicted model, not a curated record. The coding region runs from base 228 to 857 and encodes 209 amino acids. Gene Ontology annotation, cellular component: plasma membrane; bicellular tight junction. The transcript is spliced from 3 exons.
CCGCAGCCCGCCGGCAGCCGCUGCUUUUCGCGUCCGAGUGCGGCGCCACCCCCUGAACUAUCUGGACUCCGACCAGACCCACAGACCCCUGCGGCUUCCACAAGCGGGAGUCAUCGCAGCCGCCUGCCCCGCACGGCCGCCACCCCGGAGCCCGGCUGUCCGUGCACCUGCCAGCCCCGCGCACCUGCGAGUCCCGCGCACCUGCGUCCCAGCGAGCGCCCGCGACCAUGGCCAACGCCGGGCUGCAGCUGCUCGGCUUCAUCCUGGGCACCAUCGGCUGUAUCGGCUCCAUUGUCACCACUGCGCUGCCCCAGUGGAAGAUGUACACCUACGCCGGCGACAACAUCGUGACCGCCCAGUCCAUCUACGAGGGGCUAUGGAUGUCCUGCGUGUCGCAGAGCACGGGACAGAUCCAGUGCAAAGUCUUCGACUCUCUGCUGAAUCUGAACAGCACUUUACAAGCGACCCGGGCCUUGAUGGUGAUCGGCAUCCUCCUGGGACUGAUUGCCAUCUUCGUGUCCACCCUGGGGAUGAAGUGUAUGAAAUGCCUGGAAGACGAUGAGGCACAGAAGAUGCGGAUGGCUGUCAUUGGGGGUGUGAUAUUUCUCAUUGCAGGUAUGAGUUUGGUCAGGCUCUCUUUAUUGGUUGGGCUGCUGCCGCUCUCUGCCUUCUGGGAGGUUUUCUACUUUGCUGCUGCUGUCCUCAAAAAGCAACCUCUUACCCAACACCAAGGCCUUAUCCAAAACCUGUGGCUUCCAGUGGGAAAGACUACGUGUGAUGCGGGCGAAGGGCGACCGUGCACUGGAAACAAACAGAAAAUGAACUUGGAAAUAUCACCUUUGACUUUGAGAUCAUAGACUUUUCACUUCCAUUCUGAACUGUGGUAUUAUGAAAGGAACCAUAUUUUUAUAAAUAUCAACUGCUGGAAGUAGCCUAGUCUGAUUUUCCCUUCUUUCCUCAGCCUAAGAGGGAAACCCUUUCCAUCCAGCGCUUCCCACUGAAUAAUAAUCGAACUCAAACAGGAAGAAAGGGUACUUCUUAAAUAUGUAUAGAUGUGUAUAUAUACAUGUUUUUCUAUAAAAAAAUUGGUACGAUUUCUUAUUCUCAUUAUGUUGGUAUCGGUAUACUUAAAAUACUUCUAAAAUAGGAAAAAUAUAUAAUUCCCUUUUGAUUGAGAAGUUUAUUGGUCUAUUUUUCUUCUCUGUCUCUCUACAUAUAUUAUAGAGCAAAUAUUUAAUCCCUUCCUAAGAUUUUUUUGUCUUUUCCAUAAAAUCAAAACUGUUUGUCGAGGAGUAAUUUCUGUUCUUCAUGCAUAACCUCUUUGUCUGCUUAUUUCAUUUUCUGCCAUCAUCUUACAGCGCUUGCUUGUUGUUACUUCCAUUUCUGAAAGUUGAUCUCUGAUUCCUCAAUCUGAUCAUGCAUGUCACAGCCUACAUCUGAAGAUCUAAAGCCAGUGAAAAUUGCUUUGAAACUCGCUGUGGCAAGCCAGCCCCUGCCCAUGACCCGAUGAUACUGUCUCGCUCACUGUCCCACGUGUUCCCUGUACUUUGUUUGACCUAACGCACUUUUAUUUGCUUUGAAAAUAUUUGUUUCAUUGCAUAGAU